UACUGCAGUCUCUCUCUUCUCUAUGGAGUAACUUCCCUUCACUUAGGUUUUGAGGAACCCUAGCUAUGUUUGUUUGAUUGGAUGAUUGUAUGAUUACUCUGACUUGAUAAUCUUGAGUUCAUAUUCAAUCUAUGCAUGUUUUCAUGAUUCAAUUCUGCUUUAGUCAAGAUUAUUGAUUCUGCUUUGAUCCUAUGAGAGGGAAUACCUGAUUAGGUCAAUAGAGCACCAUAGAUUGAUAGUAGUGGAUCGAUUGCUUUAGUCGAGGGUUGAUUCACUGCUUUGUAUCGAUUGAGAACCUCUUUCGAUAGAGGGAGUCUAGUGCAGAACGCCUUGAUCAGUUGUUCUAGAGAAGGAUACGUCCCUCUAGGCAAUUGACUCAAGAGGGCCUUGUUCCUUUAGUCGAGACUCAAGGUCGAGUCAAGGAUUCUCCGCAUUGUGAAUGAAAGUGAAACAAGUUAGAAAUCAUCAAUCGUUAGUCUGGCUAGUAGCUAGGGGGAAUCAUACCUAAGUGAGUUCCCAACCUGUAAUUAGAUUAACUUUAACUGUAGUUUGCUAGAGUAGUUUUAGUUCUUUCAUCUUAAUAUGGUUUGCUAAAUAAUAAACUGAAGCUGAGUAAUAGUAACUCUAGAGACCCGUGGAUUCGAUAUUUAUCACUUGAGCCACUAUACUGCAGUCCCUUCCAUUGGUUACACUUGGCCAUUGUUAGGUGUUGUGUCAUAGCGAUCUUGGGCACAACCUGCUCCAGAUCACCCUUCUGCUACCAUACUAGAAGGGGAGGAGGAAGAAGAAGGCUACAAGAACAUUGUGGAACACACAGAAGUUGUCACGGAGAGCUCCCGUGAUGGUCAUGAUCAGGAAUGUCCUGUCGUAGCCGACCACGCCUUCCCACACCCCAAACUGAGCUUUGAAGAGGCGGGCAUGAGUGAGGAGAUGCAAGAAGAUCUCAUGAAAGAAAUUGCUUGGAAACUUGCUCUCCAAUCCGUGCUAGAAGAAGAAGAGCAAGAAAGGGUGCAGAAAGAAGUUGUGGAGGAUGACGAAAGUGAAGCAGGAGGAGUUCUUGAUCAUUUCCCAGGGGUGAUACCACACGAACAAGGAAGGGAGGUUGAAGAAGCAAUUGGCGUCCAGGCUGAGGACGAAGUUGAGGUGGAAGAGGCUUGCACCGGCCAUGAGUUACAUUUGAUAUCUCCACCAAACUUCGAGGAACUGCUUAGCAAGGACCCAUUUGCAGUGUCUCUUUGCCAGAACAAGGCCACAUCAACAUCGGUCCCUCUUGGUGGACGCGAUGGUGGUCAAUCGAUGCUGUCAUAUCUGGUUUGGGGCAAUGAGACGAGAGAAGAGAAGAAGAGGUCUCGAGGGUGGAGACGUUAUCUGCAUCAAGUGCACGAGCUUCCAUCACCUGUCAUACCACAUGCUCGUGACUUGAGACUCCACCUCAUAGACGAGAACCUCAACUUCAAAGAGGUUUUGGGGUGGACCGAAACUUAGGAGCCAUCGUCCGGCUCACGACGUGAAAGAAGCGCUUGUUGGGAGGCAACCCAACCAGUCGGUUUGCAUUUCUUUCUCUUUUUCUCCUCGGUUGAGUCAGUUUUGUUAUUUGAUUUUAGAGUCAAUAAUUCAACCUUUGUGAGAUUUUGUGUGGUGUUUUUGGUCUGACCAUUCUCUCCUCCUGGAAUACGCCGCCUGCCCCGUCCACAAUCAUUCACCCUGGAUCUGGUAACUUCGUUCUACCCUCCUUAUCUUUCCUCCAUUGAGGACAAUGUCGUGCUUAAGUGUGGGGGGAUGUUCGAUUAUGUAUCCGUGUGAAUGUUUGACUGUUUGUGUGCUUGGAGCCUAGUCCACUGUCCAAAUUUCGAUUUGAGGGCUCCAAGUACGUGUUCCUUGCAAUUGCCUGCUCAGUAUGCUUUGAAUUGACAGUCUUUAUUGUAAUAUGCAACCUAGGGAGGUAGUGUAGCACUAUGGAGGAUGUUGAUGCAUUUAAGAAGUCUCAUUUCUUCUUCAUAUUGUGUUGGUUGAUUGAGUGAAUUAGUGAUCUUAGGACCCUUGAAUUGUGUGGUGUUGUGGACUCUCUACCUGUCAUGGACUCUUGUAUCAUGUUUUGAAAUAAAAGGUGCUCGAUAAUGUGCUUUAAAAUAACGUCUCCCGUGCGAAUAGGGCGAAAGUGUGUAAGGGGAGACGGGAAUUCGUUCCCAAUUUCCACCUACUACCUCCAGCCCUCUUACAUUCCUUUUCCCCGCACGAGGCUCGAGACAUUCUCUUCCGGCAUGGCCGGUAAGAGCCGGGUUCCCGCAAAACCUUUGCUAGGUGGGAGCCCCGUUUUCUGAAAAUCAGGUUGGAACCCUUGAAAAAGAAAGAAAAAAAAAGAGAACAAAAGAAAAGGAAAAAAAAGGGGUUCCAACCGUCUUCAAAAAGAAAAUAAGAGCACCUUGAAAAA
Molecule: messenger RNA, 2431 nt
Organism: Linum trigynum
Lineage: Eukaryota; Viridiplantae; Streptophyta; Magnoliopsida; Malpighiales; Linaceae
Source: the annotation of a GenBank genome assembly